UAAGUUUGCUGUGUUGGGAACUGAUCUGUAUAAACAUGUAUGUACACGGAGCACGUGCGCUGGAGAGUCUGUGUCGCUCCCAGAUGACAAAGCGCUCCAUCAGCAGACAGGUCGGUCGCGGCUCAGCCGAUGCAUCUGUGGAGCGGUGGGAUUUUCUCAGCUAUAAUCGCGUCGGGCGCCGAUAAGAGAGUUCCACGGGUUCAGUGUGAGGUGUGUUUGGGGAUUCCAGACCCACUGAGGAGGUAUAAGAGCUGCGCUGGCCUGACACGUCCCACAGACUGACAGGAUGCUGAAGGCAGCAGUCCUCCUGCUGCUGCAUGCAGCGUACGUUUUUGGAUGUGGAACUCCUGCUGUCAAGCCUGACGUCGGCAGGGUGGUGAACGGGGAGGAUGCUCGUCCUCACAGUUGGCCCUGGCAGAUCUCGCUGCAGGUGAAGCACGGCAGCCGGUACCAUCACACCUGCGGAGGGACUCUGAUUGGACCCCGCUGGGUGCUGACCGCCGGACACUGCAUCUGGCCCGGAGACGUUUACCGCGUGGUGCUGGGGGAGCACGACAUGAGCCAGCAGGAGGGGAGCGAGCAGGUCCGCGACAUCCUGCGCAUCAUCGUCCACCCGAAGUGGGACAUCGAUCACGUGGCCAAUGGUAACGAUCUUGCCCUGCUCAAACUGGACAAGAGCCCCGUUCUGAAUGACAGCGUUGGAGCAGCCUGUCUUCCAGAGGCAGAGGAGAUCCUGGCCCAUGGCACCGCCUGCUACAUCUCUGGCUGGGGCAACCUCUACACACACGGCCCCAUGCCUGAUAAGCUGCAGCAGGCCUUGCUGCCUGUGGUGGAGCACAGCGUGUGCAGCCGCAGCGACUGGUGGGGCAUCAACGUCAAGAGCACCAUGAUCUGCGCCGGGGGAGACGUCGUCGCCGGCUGCAACGGAGACUCUGGGGGUCCUCUCAACUGCCUGGGUGGAGAUGGCAGGUGGUACGUCCAAGGCGUGACCAGCUUCGUGUCCUCCCGCGUCUGCAAUGAAGCGAAGAAGCCCACUGUCUUCACCCGCGUGUCCGCCUUCACCGACUGGCUCAGUGAAGUCAUGCUGCAAUACUAAGAAUCCACUGCUCAGCUCUCCAGGUCCACUGCUCCCUGUUCACGGACACAGAGGAGUCCAUCCAUGAUUACAAAACAUUAAAGAAGCAAUAUUUCAGCGAUAUAACUAUUAUUACAAUGACACCUGCAGGCUUUAUAAAGCAUUAGUUAAAAGAGUAAACAGCGUCCUUGCUCCUCUGUAAAACAAUGCACAGCUCCACCUCGCAUUGUAUUACACUCCUCCCACGGUGAGAGAUGGCCCAUCAGCCCGCGUGGAAGACUUAUGAAUCAGUCCUCGCUAUCAGUCAUGUCCAAGGUCGAGCAGGUCUCAGCACCGGUGAGCACUGUCUGGUCCUGAUGCAACGCCUCAGAUGAAUGACAGCGGUACAGUCCAGUCCAGUACGUCGUGUGUGUGUAUUUACACACAGAUGGAAUGUUUGCUUCACUUACCAACAAAACACACUUUAAAUUAUUAAUAUUAUACUGCAAAAUAAACAUUAUAAAUAUUAUGAGACCAAUCAAAAAUAAACACAUUUACCUCUCAUCAA
Betta splendens (Siamese fighting fish) is the source of this 1622-nucleotide messenger RNA. Its product is annotated as chymotrypsin-like elastase family member 3B. Bases 287 to 1096 code for a protein of 269 amino acids. NCBI's taxonomy places the organism in Eukaryota, Metazoa, Chordata, Actinopteri, Anabantiformes, Osphronemidae. Gene Ontology annotation, molecular function: serine-type endopeptidase activity. Gene Ontology annotation, biological process: proteolysis. The record is from RefSeq and is a predicted model, not a curated record. The transcript is spliced from 8 exons.